AUGUUAUUUAUAAAUUUCCAUACAUGGAUAAUAUUUUAUGUAUUAAUUUCAAUUUCUACAAAUAUACUAUGUCAAAAAAAAGAAUUUCGUAGUGAAAAAAUUAAUUAUAUUUAUGAAAAGGCAAAAUUCUUAUAUGAUAAGGGGCCAAAAAUUGAGAAAUUAAAAAAUGAAUUAGAGAAAUUUGAUAAAAUUGUUUUGAAUCUAAAACAAUCAAAAAAUUUAGAUAAAAAAGAAAUUUAUGAGGUUGAUAGAAAAAUGGUUGAAAUGUUAAAUAAGUAUGGGUUGGAGGAGGCUGCAAAAAGUUUUUCCACAAAAUACAAACAUGAACAUUCUCUUUUUGUGGAGGAUUCCUCAAUUAAUAAAAUAAACAAAUUUGAAGAUUUUGAAAUUCAAGAAGUUCAAAAGUUGUGGAGUCAAACUUGUGAGAUCACCCAAAAGAAUUCAGAAAAAAAGAUGAUUUAUGAUAUAUUAGUUGGUUAUCAAGAUGAUUUAAAAAGAUAUUACGAAUUGAUAAAGGAUAUUAAUGAAAUUGAAAUGAAAGAAAAUAAUGUUAAUGAUGACUAUCAUUAUUUAAUUGCUUCUAAGAAAAAAGAAGCAAAAUUAUUAAAUAAUCAAUUAGAAGAUCAGUAUAUAAGAAUUAUAAAAAAAAUUGGUAACUUACAAACAAAUCCAUUUUUACAUGAAGUUGUGAGAAAACUUUAUAAUGAAGUAAUAACAUCUAAAAAAUUUUCUGAAGAUGAAGAAAAAACAUUACGUAAUGAGUUAAGGAGUUUACAGGAACAAUUUUUCCGUCUUGACUACCAUAAAAACCAACUUGAGGAAGUAUCUCAAUAUGAAAAAAAGGAAGCAGUAACAGAAGAUAUUAGAAAAAAUGAAGAGAUGGCGGAAAUGUUAAAGAAGAAAGUUAAAAAAUAUACUGAAUAUCUUAGAAAUAGAAUUAAUCCUCACUUAGAACUAUAA
Strongyloides ratti is the source of this 960-nucleotide messenger RNA. RefSeq names its product Alpha-2-macroglobulin receptor-associated protein, domain 1-containing protein. Bases 1 to 960 code for a protein of 319 amino acids. The transcript is spliced from 2 exons. Gene Ontology annotation, cellular component: endomembrane system; endoplasmic reticulum. The record is from RefSeq and is a predicted model, not a curated record. Lineage: Eukaryota; Metazoa; Nematoda; Chromadorea; Rhabditida; Strongyloididae. Gene Ontology annotation, molecular function: receptor antagonist activity; heparin binding; low-density lipoprotein particle receptor binding. Gene Ontology annotation, biological process: regulation of receptor-mediated endocytosis.